Molecule: messenger RNA, 2160 nt
Organism: Plasmodium reichenowi
Lineage: Eukaryota; Apicomplexa; Aconoidasida; Haemosporida; Plasmodiidae
Exons: 1
Coding region: 1-2160 (719 amino acids)
Biological process (GO): DNA repair
Molecular function (GO): ATP-dependent polydeoxyribonucleotide 5'-hydroxyl-kinase activity; double-stranded DNA binding; polynucleotide 3'-phosphatase activity
Source: RefSeq, a predicted model, not a curated record
AUGGAUAAUUUAUUGAAACCCUUAUAUAAUGUGAAAAUUAGAAAAAAUGUAUGCAUAAAAUAUUUACGUUUUUUAUAUUAUUUAAAGAAAAUAAAAUUUAGAAAAGAAUGGAAUAGGUACUAUAGUUGUGUUUUUCAAAUGUCUGAUGGUUAUAUGAGUAUAAAUGAGUUAGUAUAUAAAAAAUUGGGUACAUCUAUAAAUAUAAAAAAAGUAAAUAAUAAUAAUAAUAAUGAUAAUAAUAAUGAUAAUGAUAAUAAUAAUAAUAAUGAUAAUAAUAAUGAUAAUAAUAAUAAUGAUGAUAAUAAUGAGAUACUUUUUAAUUGUUUUAUAAAUUUUUUUUUAAGAAAAUCUUUAAAAAUUGCUUCGUUUGAUUUUGAUGGUACCUUAAUAAAUAAGUAUUUUUCGAAUAAGCAUAAUAAUAAUAUAAUAUUUGAUAAGGAAAGAAUACCCAUAUUAGAUUCUUUAAAAAAAAAGAAAUAUGAAAUUGUCGUUUUUUCUAAUCAGACAUGUGUUUCUUCAUGUGUCCAAGAUUAUGAACAUUUGUGUUCUCAUAAGUUACCCAAUUUUUUUUUUAAAAUUAAAAACUUUAAAAAUUCUCUGAAUUAUUUUUAUAAGCACUUUAUUAUAACUACACAGAAUGAGCACGAUAAAAAAGAAAAAAAAAACAAGAAAACAAAUAACAAUAAUAAUGAUAAUAUUAAUAAUGAGAAUAUUCAUAAUGAUAAUAUUCAUAAUGAUAAUAUUAAUAAUGAGAAUAUUCAUAAUGAGAAUAUUAAUAAUGAUAAUAUUAAUAAUGAUAAUAUUAAUAAUGAGAAUAUUCAUAAUGAGAAUAAUAAUAAUUAUUAUUAUUAUAAAAUAAUGUAUAACAAUAUGGAAGAUAUAAUAGUUAAGAAAACCAAAAAUAAUACAUAUGACAAAAUCAAUCAAAGGAAAAUAUGUUUUAAUAUAGCAUUAUAUUAUUGUUUCUUAAAAUUAUUAAAUAAGAAAUUACAAAAUAGUUAUAAUAACACAUAUUUAAUUAAUAAAUAUAAUAUUAUGCAUAUGAUAACCUCCUCUUUUUUUUUAAUAACAGAAAAGAGGAGGAAUCAUUUAUUUUAUAAAAAUCUCAAGAAUAGAAUUGUGAAAUUAAAAAACAAGAAUAUGUAUAAACUAUUUUGUUUAUAUUAUAAUAAAAAUAAUAAGAAAUAUAUCCAUUACAAUAAUUACUUGAAAAAAUACAAUAUAUGGAAAUAUUUACAUUUUGAAAAAAAAAUAUUUUUUUAUUACUCAUAUAAAAAAAAAAAGAAUUCAUAUAUUUUAAAUUACAUCAAUUAUUUUUUUUCAUUUGGUAAAUAUGGAAUAGAAGAUAUAGACAUAUUUACUAAACCUAGUGAAGGUCAAUUUUGUUUGUAUAUUUGUUUAGAAUUUAUAAAAUAUUUAAUUAUCUUAAAUUGUUAUUUUAAAAAAUAUUUGCAAUUGUUGAAAAAGAAGAAAAGACUUAUUAUGGAUAAUGAAAGCUUGUAUAUACUUUUAUCUCUGAAUAAAGAUAUUUUUUCCUUAGAUGAAGUUAGUGAAUUAAUGGAUAUGGUAAUAUAUAAAAAAUAUAAUAAAAAUAAACAGGACACAUAUAGAGAUAAUAUAAAUGACCAUCCGUUUAAUGUUAAUAAAUUAUGUUUACAAAUUUUCGAUAUCUAUAUCAAUUCAUUAUUACAAAAAAAAAAAAUGAAUCUAAGUUUAACGAAUUCGUUAAAAUUACAAGAAUCAAAACACCUUUUAUUCUUUAUUAAUUUCUUUUUAAAUGAUCAAGAGCAAAACACUUGGAAAAAUUAUUCUUCCAACUCAGAAAUGGAAAAAUUAAUAAAUGAACAAAAAAAAACGAAAAUUAGAAAAAUUAAAAAUGAACAACAUGAUGAACAAGAUGUUGAACAAGAUGUUGAACAAGAUGAUAAAGAAGAUGAUAAAGAAGAAGAUAUAUUUUUAAAAUUAUUAAAUAAUUCGGACCACUUCGUUACAUAUAUCAUAAUAAAUUUAAUGUAUAAAAAUAAAAUUAUAAAAAAUGUCGCUAAAAAAAUUUCACAUUUAUUUAUUAAUAAUCAAGACAGUUUCUAUGUGGGGGAUAAUAUUGGUCGUCCCUUUGACAAGUGUGACAUUGAUAAAAAGGUAAUUUCUACAAAUAUAUAA